GUAUUGGCAAAACCUAUUUGCGCCAUAGGCCAUAGCAUUCGAUCGCAACCCACAUGCUAAAUAGCAAAUUAGUCGGAAAAAAAUCUCGCGGCCGCCGUCGUCCCGCGAGCUACACCGCCCCCGAAAAGCUUCCAACUAAAAUAUCCAACGCAGCUCCAGUUCCUCCAUCCCUUCCUUCUCGUACUUUCCAGAACGCCGCUCCCGCCGAAGCACAGACCCGCGCACCCGCCUACCCAACGCAGCGGACUCAGGCGGAUGGAGCACCCCGCGGCCGUGACGGUCAAGCAGGAGGAGGUGGAGGACCAAGUGGUGGUGGUGCUGGACGCCGACGGCGACGCUGGCGGGCGAGCAGCCGCGGCGCCGGCGCCGGAGCCCUGGCAGACGCCGGCGGUGCCUGCGGUUCCACCGUUCCUGGCGAAGACGUUCGAGCUGGUGGAGGACCCGGCGACGGACGGCGUGGUGUCGUGGGGCGCGGCGCGGAACAGCUUCGUGGUGUGGGACCCGCACGCCUUCGCCGCGGAGCUCCUCCCGCGCCGCUUCAAGCACGCCAACUUCUCCACCUUCCUCCGGCAGCUCAACACCUACGUGCCGCCAUUCUCCAACCGCGCUGCCCCUCUCCAACCGUGCUGCCCCUCUUCGACGCUGCCUGCCCCCUUCUCGCUUCGCUCGGCGCCCAGCUCGUCGUGCCUCGCCGGAGCUCGAUUUGGCGGGCGCUCGAGCUCGAUUCAACGGCGGCCGAGUUCGAUUCGUGGGAGAACAGCUCGAUUCGCCGGAGGAGGAGCUCGAUUUCAUCGGAGGAGAGUGCGAGGAGGGCAGACCUGCGGCGACGAGCGCCGCUGUCGCCUGGAUUCCAUCUUCGCUGUCAAGCUGGAGUUGGAGCCGAGGGAGAAGCGCUACCAAACGGUCUAAAACGGGUGCUGGAACGGCAAGAAGCGAGAGCGGCUAGAAGCUGGAGCCUGGAGCUGAUCGGCGUCGAGCUGGUUUGGAGCGUCACCAAACGGGGGCCCCACGCGUGUAGCACUACUAGUGGAUUCCGCAAGGUGAGCCCGGACAGGUGGGAGUUUGCGCACGCCGACUUCCUCGCCAGCCAGUGCCACCUCCUCCCCAACAUCCGCCGCCGGCGCGGCGGGGCGGGAGGAUCCACGGCGUCCGCGACGUCAUCGGGCGCGAAGAUCGGCGCGAGCGGGAGCGGCGGCCGCGAGAGGGAGCUCGAGAGGCUGCGGCGCGACCGGGAGGCGCUGGCGCGGGAGUUGGUGCGGCUGCGGCGCGGGCAGCAGGAGGCCCGUGCGCAGCUGCUGGACAUGGAGCGCCGCGUGCGGGGCACGGAGCGGCGGCAGGAGCAGUUCACGGCCUUCCUAGCGUGCGCCAUCGAGAUCCCGGGCUUCCUGGAGCGCCGCGGCAGCGCGGCGCUCGUCGAGGCCGGCAGGAAGCGGCGGCUGCUCGACGCCGCGGCGGACGUCCUCGCCUUCGAGGAGCUGGCGCUGGCGGCGAGCUCCGAGGUCGAGGCGGCUACCGUCUCGGCCGUGGCAGCGGUGAGCCAAGACUCCGGCAGCACCUCCACCGCCACGGACAUGAUAUGGUACGAGCUGCUCGGGGAGGAGCAGGUGGGAAUCGACGCCGAGGUGGAGGAGCUCGUUGUGGCCGCGGCCGCCUCGGAGGUGGCUGAGCCGUGGGAGGAGAUGGGUGACGAGGAGGUGGAGGAGCUGGUGCAGCAGAUUGGCUGCCUAAGCUCGCCAAGCCCUUGAUCACCACUUUCCCGCAAGGUGCAGACCGUUCAGCUGCAAUGGUGCUCGGUGCUGAGCACUUAGCAGCAUCCUUGAGCACCAUUGCAGCAACCUUACAAUGGCGGCACCGGUACUGUAGUGUGCCUCCGGAUGGACCAUAAUGGUCAUGUACAUAUGUAUUAGUAUCAUUAUUAGCCUUCCCAUCCGAUGAUGGCGCUGUGUCACCCAACCCAAGGAGUGGGCGGCCUACCCCGGCCUUCCUCUAACAUCGGCAACGGAGAAGCUCGCCAGAACCCUAAUCCCCAACCCCGAACCCUAAAUCUCGCCGGAGAGCUCAUCGGAGAUGAAGAAGAAGGCAAGAGGAGGAGAAACGAAAUUCGGGUGUGAGAGCUCUCCAAAAUGCCCGGGUAUGGUAUAGCUUUUCCGUUUAAAAAGUCUUUAAUCUAGAGCUGCCGUGUGAAUUGUAUAAAGCAGGCACACUUCUGCUCCUAUUGCAAUCAUAAAUUCACAAUGGCACUUUUCGAGUA
Panicum virgatum (switchgrass) is the source of this 2251-nucleotide messenger RNA. RefSeq names its product putative heat stress transcription factor A-6a. The record is from RefSeq and is a predicted model, not a curated record. NCBI's taxonomy places the organism in Eukaryota, Viridiplantae, Streptophyta, Magnoliopsida, Poales, Poaceae. Gene Ontology annotation, molecular function: DNA-binding transcription factor activity; RNA polymerase II cis-regulatory region sequence-specific DNA binding. Bases 54 to 1745 code for a protein of 563 amino acids. Gene Ontology annotation, cellular component: nucleus. Gene Ontology annotation, biological process: regulation of transcription by RNA polymerase II. The transcript is spliced from 3 exons.